AGUUGUCACUCAAGCAGAGCUUGCGCGGCGAUUGGCUGGAGUGGGCGGACCGGCAGGUGUCCUACGCUCUUAGAGAGGCAGGGUUAGGAGAAGGUGAUCAAUCUCCAUCCGUCUACAUUAGCAAUCACCUUAAACUAGUGACAGACACGAACGAGAAAGCCAAAGCAAAUGAUUUUGAUGUAUUUGCUUCUAAACCCCGGGAACACACUCUAAAUAGACUACAGCAAGUCCAGCACGUGCGUCAUACCAACAUUGCUGUGUAUCUGCAGUUUGAGGAGAGUUUUAUACGAAAUUUAUUUGCUGAGGUUCUCCUGCCGAUUUGACUUCCUAAAGCCUUCCACUGGUGGAUAUUUUUUAUCGUCUGCUCAGACUACAAAAUUCCAGAGGAGGAGAAGGACGGUGUGUUUUGAGGAGAAAAAAGUAACAUAAAUUGGGUCCGUCCUUCGUCAAACUGCAACAUCGGGGGAAAUCGAACUAUUGGCAAGAUCUGGGGGGACCCGUGACUGCCUCUAGCAUGAUGUCAUACCUCAAACAGCCCCCCUACGCCAUGAACGGCCUGGGGCUGAGCGGCGCGGCCAUGGACCUACUGCACCCGUCCGUCGGAUACCCAGCAACGCCCAGAAAGCAGCGGCGGGAGAGAACGACAUUUACGCGCUCACAGCUUGACAUUCUCGAAGCGCUCUUUGCCAAAACGCGUUAUCCGGACAUAUUUAUGAGAGAGGAGGUGGCAUUGAAGAUCAACCUUCCCGAGUCCAGAGUUCAGGUGUGGUUUAAGAAUCGGCGUGCUAAAUGUCGUCAACAGCAGCAGAGUGGUAGUAGCACUAAAGCUCGGCCUGCGAAGAAGAAAUCCUCACCCACCCGGGAGAGCACAGGCUCUGAGAGCAGCGGCCAGUUCACCCCUCCUGCCGUCUCCAGCGCUGGCUCCUCAUCCUCCUCCUCUUCCUCCACAAAUAACACAGGCAUCAGUAGCACCUCUACCUCUAUCAGUACUGUCUCCUCAAUCUGGAGCCCUGCCAUUUCUCCAGGCUCAGCACCCCCAUCUGUGUCCCUGCCGGAGCCCGUCGCUCCCUCAAACACCUCCUGCAUGCAGCGUUCCGUCUCAGGCACAGCCAGCUCCACCUACCCCAUGCCCUACAACCAGACAACUGGCUACAGCCAGGGCUACCCGACUCCGUCCGGUUCUUACUUCAGCGGGGUAGACUGUGGCUCCUAUUUGGCUCCCAUGCACUCUCACCACCACCCUCAUCAGCUCAGCCCUAUGACGGCCUCGUCCAUGCCUACACACGCCCAUCACCACAUCAGCCAGUCCUCAGGACACCACCAUCAUCACCACCAGGCCUACAGUGGCACUGGGCUGGCCUUCAAUUCCUCUGACUGCCUGGAUUACAAGGAGCAAACGGCCUCCUCCUGGAAGCUCAACUUCAACACUACAGACUGUUUGGACUACAAAGACCAAGCAUCCUGGAGGUUCCAAGUCUUGUGAUCUGAUUUAUUAUUUUUUUCUUUCCAAUAUGCCCUCCAUUUUCACCAUCUCUCUGUUUUAAUAGUGUGCUGAGUUUAAGGAAUAAAUAUAUAUGGACUUGCAGAUUUUAACAAAAUAGUUAGAUGUUCAUCACAUUUUUAAAAGUGAGCCCCUUUUUAAGAGGAAAGAACGCGGAAAAUGGCAAAGUCACAAAGGGAAAUGAAAACUAUAGUUUUUCCCUUUUUGUCCCCGAAGAGACUUGACUAGAAAUCCUCGACGCCCCUCAGUUCUGGUUCUGAAUUGUUCUGCCGGACUCGCGUCACACUCCUGCCUGAUCUGGAUUACCGCUUUUCUACACGGGACACUGAACGCUCAGCGACCGUUUUACCUCCACCUCUCACACCCUGUACAGCUGUUUUCGUUUUCUAAAUAUGGUUAUUUUUUAGGACGACAGAUUCUAGUCAGCUUAACGGAGCUGAAUUGUGUACAUAUGUAUUUGGGUCAGUUACAUUGACCAUAUUUAGUUGGUGUUACUGGAUUUCAAAUGGUUUAAUAAGACUUUGAAGCGACUUUAUGUAAAUCUUUUUCCCAAAUAAUCCAAAGAUCAAGAAUUGGCCGCUGGACAUAUUUGAUAUACUGAAAACCAAUUUUUGUUACCCUGAAAAAAAUAAAUAAAUAGGAUUUUAUAUUGAGAACAUAAUGUGGGGAAAAUACAUUUUGGAGAGAAAAAAGGAAAUUUAAUUACACGUUGGACAUUUUAGAUCGGGGGCAUAUUUGGCUGUGAUAUUCCAUUGAAUAGGUGAUCUAGAAUUUGAAGAUUUGUUGCGGUGAAAAAGCACGAGCAUGAUUACAAUUGUUGGAUGCAUUUAACAGCACUUGACUUAAUUGCUCUAACCGACAAAAAAAUCAUGUGGAUGAGAAAAUGUGGUUUUACAGAAUAAUUCCCAAAUGCCAGUGAAAAUGCUGAAUGUACUGCAGGCGCAGACCAUUACAUUCAUGUCCGUAAUAAAGAUCAAAAUUUCACAUGACUUCUGACUGGGGUAUAUGCGAUUUUUAACUCCCAGAAUUUACUCUUGUUGCAAAUGUUUUCAAUUUUCAACGAACGAAUAAAUAAGUAAAAAUACUACAAUAAACGCACAUG
Molecule: messenger RNA, 2603 nt
Organism: Danio aesculapii
Lineage: Eukaryota; Metazoa; Chordata; Actinopteri; Cypriniformes; Danionidae
Gene: otx1
Product: orthodenticle homeobox 1
Exons: 4
Coding region: 515-1483 (322 amino acids)
Biological process (GO): multicellular organism development; regulation of transcription by RNA polymerase II
Cellular component (GO): nucleus
Molecular function (GO): DNA-binding transcription factor activity, RNA polymerase II-specific; RNA polymerase II cis-regulatory region sequence-specific DNA binding
Source: RefSeq, a predicted model, not a curated record